This is a messenger RNA of Staurois parvus, 334 nucleotides long. NCBI's taxonomy places the organism in Eukaryota, Metazoa, Chordata, Amphibia, Anura, Ranidae. The record is from the annotation of a GenBank genome assembly.
CACCAGGUCCCGGAUGGAGAUUCCCCGCCGGCACCCGGUUAUCACCGAGGAACAGUGACAGGGGAGAGACCUUAACAUGCUGCUGUGUACUUGUCUGCACGGCAGAAAAAUACACGGUAGCAUGUUUUACAUAGUAAAACACACACAGCACAUACAGUAAAACAGCACAUAGUUAACCCUUUGAUCACUCCAGAUGUUAACCACUCCCUUCCCAAUGUCAUUAGUACAGUGUCAGUGCUUUUUAUUAGCAGUGAUAACUGUAUUAGUGUCAUUGGGAUGUCAGUGGCAGUUAGUCAGUCCCCCCGUGGCAGAAUGCCCGCCUCAGUCCCGCUAU